AUGCGUCGAUGGCAGUGUCAUGUUGUGGUUGAUGCGUGCGCCGCCUCCUCCCGCGCCAUCGCGGUAACACGUGAGUUACUCGGGCUAGAGCAGCUGCAGGAUGUGCCGACGUCCACCAGCCGGAGGCCCACCGGCAUGCACCGUGGCCCCGGAAAGCGGCAGACGUCGGAGAAGGAGGCGGAGCUCUACCGCUUCAUCAAGCGUUGGGACCUGCAGAUGCGGGAGGGGUGGGACGAGCUAGAGGCCUUCAAGGGGCUGCCAAAGCCGAAGCGGCAGUUUGGCAAUGAGGCGGCGGAGGUCAUUUGGCCCUACGCACUGCUGUUGGAGCGGGUUGUGAAGGUGCACCCCUUCACCAAGUCCAUCUACGUCUACUACAGCCAGCGGCAAGCCACGCCGCAGGGGAAGGCGGCGGUGGAGACGGCAAAGCGGUUUGCGCGGGAGUUUCUCAUCCCCAUCACCUUCCACAACUCGCAGGUGUACGUUGAGACGGAGAUGCUUCUGGAGUACAACGAGACGCCGUGGGUGGUGGUGCACUCCCUCGACGGCGGCCAGCGCAUUCUGCCGGUCCACCCCUCCGAGGGGACACCUGCCGACGUCGCCGUCGCCCAGCUGCUAAGCGACGUGGUGAAGGCAUGCGAGGGGCUCGCUGCCGCGGUGGCGAACCCAAAGGAAGUGACGCGCAUGCUGAAUGAGCGACCGCUGCAAAAUCAGUACGUUCGCAUCAACUACCAGUGGUUUGGCGACACGCCGGACGAGCGCUGCAGCCAUUUAGUGAAGUGGGACUUUGACCCCGCGGAGGUGGAGCCCAUAAUGCGGCAGCGCACUCGCCACGUGCUGAAUUGGCUAAACUACGACGGCAACUUGCCGAAUCACAACUCCGUUCGUAUCAACGUCUUCCGCGAGAAGUCGCGUUUACGCAGCCCGCGGACGACGAGUGGACCCAAGACGUUCUUCAACUCCGCUGGUUCCCGCGCCAACGCCCGUUCAUCGCGCUUUGGCGGCCAGACGGCUGUAGGAAAGUGA
Messenger RNA from Trypanosoma rangeli, 1023 nucleotides. RefSeq lists its product as uncharacterized. The record is from RefSeq and is a predicted model, not a curated record. Lineage: Eukaryota; Euglenozoa; Kinetoplastea; Trypanosomatida; Trypanosomatidae. The transcript has a single exon. Bases 1 to 1023 code for a protein of 340 amino acids.